Molecule: messenger RNA, 2872 nt
Organism: Anoplopoma fimbria (sablefish)
Lineage: Eukaryota; Metazoa; Chordata; Actinopteri; Perciformes; Anoplopomatidae
Gene: nek6
Product: NIMA-related kinase 6
Exons: 10
Coding region: 191-1120 (309 amino acids)
Biological process (GO): protein phosphorylation
Molecular function (GO): protein kinase activity; ATP binding
Source: RefSeq, a predicted model, not a curated record
AGAGAGAGAGAGAGAGAGAGAGUAAUAGAGAGAGAGAGAGAGAGAGAGAGAGAGACCCAUGGGAGGGGGUCUGUCUGUCGGUGAGGGGAGUUGCACAACAACGCAAACCAAUGUAACUUGUUGAAACUGUUUCAAGUGAGCAGGACACAUGAGUGACUCCUCUUAAGGAGUUGGUGGGUGUGAUGCUACAAUGGAGGCGCAGAACAACAACCAGCUCACCUUGGACAACCACAACAAUCUCUACAAGAUACCCGGUCAGGAGGAUCAGAAAAAUGUGCCAAGCUGCAAGUACUUCUGCACUCUGGCAAACUUCCGGAUUGAGAAGAAGAUUGGUCGGGGCCAGUUCAGUGAGGUCUACAAAGCCACGUACCUGCUGGAGGGACAGCUGGUUGCACUCAAGAAAGUCCAGAUCUUUGAGAUGAUGGAUGCUAAGGCCCGUCAGGACUGCAUCAAAGAGAUUGACCUACUAAAGCAACUAAAUCACCCAAAUGUGAUCAAAUACCUCGACUCCUUCAUUGAAGACAAUGAGCUCAACAUGGUUCUGGAGCUGGCGGAUGCUGGAGAUCUGUCACAGAUGAUAAAGUACUUCAAGAAGAAGAGGCGCCUCAUUCCAGAGAGGACUAUAUGGAAAUAUUUUGUGCAGCUCUGCAGCGCUCUGGAGCACAUGCAUUCACGCAGAGUAAUGCACCGCGAUAUAAAGCCAGCCAACGUGUUCAUAACAGCCACAGGGGAGGUGAAGCUGGGUGACCUGGGAUUAGGCCGCUUCUUCAGCUCUAAAACCACGGCAGCACACUCCUUAGUGGGGACACCUUACUACAUGUCACCAGAGAGGAUCCACGAGAACGGAUACAACUUUAAGUCUGAUAUCUGGUCCCUGGGAUGUCUUCUGUACGAGAUGGCAGCCCUGCAGAGUCCGUUUUACGGGGACAAGAUGAACCUCCUCUCCCUCUGCCAUAAGAUUGAGCAGUGCGACUACCCUCCCCUCCCAUCUGACCAUUACUCUGAGAAGCUGCGGGACCUGGUUAGCAUGUGCAUCAACCCAGAUCCAGACCAUCGGCCGGACAUCGUCUUCGUGCUGCAGAUCGCCAAACAGAUGCACAUGUGGACUUCCAGCACCUGAGCAUCAUUUCUGUCCGUCCGUCCGUCCCCCUCCGCUCAGUCUGAGGACCACUUUGUGUAAGCUCUGCCUGGCGUCUUCCUUACCCUCAUCUGGACAGGAAGGAAACCAUGGAAAGACUUCAGCUUAUUUUUCUGUGAUGGAGGAUGUGAAGAGGUGCAUCAGUGGUGGUGGAGCGCACGUGGAAAGCUGAGUUUAUGAAAGCACACUCGUUCACCUGAGAGGUGGCUGCAUUUAUGCCCUUUUCUUCAGCUAAGAUAGAGAGCCUUGUCUCGCCGUGCUCACUGAUUUCUCCAAAGCUUUUUUUUCUACGGCUCUAGAGGGGUUCCAUUCCAAGUUCACACCCUGUGUGUCAGGUAAAGGGAGCGCAGUAGAUAUUGGGGAUUUUAGUCUUUUUCAUCUAUCAUUGUAAUCAAAAAAUGUGUUUUGCAUCGUCAAUUUAAGUGCUUUGAGUGGUCAGAAGACUAAAAAAGCUCUAUAGAAGUACAGUCCAUUUAACAUGGAAUUGGAGUUUGAAAGAUAGGGAUGUUUAUAAGGCAGGCGAAGUCUAACAAACAAUGCUAUGCAUGCAAUGUUGCAUUAUGGGAAAUGUAGGAUCCAGUGCCUCUCUGGUAUCUCAGCGGUUGACUAUCCCUUUUUCUAAUCUGUUUCGCAAGUCCCCAUACAUUAUAGAAGUGCAGUUAAUCUCCGGAGUAACAUUUUAAGUCAUGAUCCCACCUCUGUUUAACGAGACAAUGAAGGGACACCUGUAGAUAACGGGCCAAAGAGAAGAAGCUUCCAGUUGUCCUGAGCGCUCUGUGUCUUGUUGUCCAGUCUCAGUGUGAAGUAACUGUCCUUGCUCCUGGAUUUACACUCAUAAACUGUGCCGAUCUCGACUUUGUUCUGUCCGCGCAUCAACCUGCUAAGUUUGGAAUUUGUAAUGAUUUUUAUGUUGUCUUAAUAAUUGUGAAUAUAAUCUUCAGUGUUAACAGAAGGAAAGAAGAACCACACAAACCAUCUUUUGUUUGAGUAAAGGACAACCUUGUGAUAAAAAAGAUUUAUUCAUCAUCAUUAUCCCUGGGGAAAAAACUGGGGAAAUGGCAGAGUAUUGAGUGCUGCAGUAACUUUUAUUGAAUCCAAAUCUAAACACACAAACACACAAGGAUGUACAAAGUUGAUAUGUGUAAACAUAGACCAUUGUUACUGUGAAACAAAGGAAUGAGAUACUGUGAACGUCAUUUUGAUGGAUAGUAUCAAACAAGAAAUAUCUUUUUAAAUAUGUCCUUUAGGGAUCCCGAUCCGACUCUUUCAGUCCUGAUGUGACACGACACGGGACUGUUUAUUAAUAAUCUGUACGCCUCACUGUGAGGGAGAGGCUGGGAUCGUUCUUUUAUGUGCGAGGUAACGCCAGGCUUCACUUAGACAUUGCUCUCCUAACUCUGUAAAACAAAAUGUAACAAAUAAAAUACAUUGAUAUAAAUUUAUUGAAUUGAUGUUGUUAAAAUCUCAAACUCCAACAGGAAUUAAAAUCCCACUGUAUAAUGUAUAAAGCAUAGAAACACAGAAUUGAACUGAAUAGAUCGGCCCCGUCGUCACUGGUACCCGAGUCAGUAUCAGUGCAAACCCUAAUGUCCUCCUGUACGGAGCAUAUCUAAUGAACAGCCUCAUCAUACUGAAUCACUCAUUAUUUUAUUCAUAAAUGACAACUUGUAUACUAUGCUAAUAUAAUAAAUAUAUCGCAUACCCAGGAUGGGGGAAAGUUUCCAGGUUGCAUCA